AUGUCCGUGCGGUAUACGCUUAACCUGAAGGUCUUCUGGCCGGUAGUGACCGGACUAUGCACAGCUCUGGUGUGCCUCUACCAUGCCCUGCGCAGCAGCGAGGGCGCCAGAGCCGAGCCCCCCGACGGUGCAGACAGCGGCUUCCCGCUGCUCAAGGUGGCCAUCCUUCUUCUCCUCGGCUACAUCCUCCUACGAUGUCGCCAUACCAUCCGCCAGCGCCUCUUGCCAGCCUCUUCCCGCCCGUGUGGCCACGCCAACUUCUCAGCCAGAUCCUUGCAAGAGCCAGGCCUGAGCAUCUUGCUGGAGAGUUACUAUGAGCACGAGGUGCGCCUGUCGCCGCAUGUGCUAGGUCACAGCAAGGCGCACGUGAGCCGGAUCGUGGGUGAACUGGUGCAGGCCGGCCGGGCUCGAGGGUCUCCAGGUCCCAUCACUGGGGGAGCACUGGCUUUGGCCUUCCGGGGAGAUUUCAUCCAGGUAGGCAGUGCCUACGAGCAGCAUAAAAUCCGCAGGCCAGACAGCUUCGACGUGCUGGUGCCACUGCGCCUCCCGCCGCAGGUGGCGCUGGAGCCGCGGAGCCUGGGCACCGAGCCCACGCUGGUCCCUGCCUUCCGCAGCUGCUUCGUAUGUGCCCUCAAGGCACCUCCCUCGCCAUCGGGGACCACGACGGGCCAGUGGCAUCGCGACUGCAAGCCCUUUGCUGAAGGGUUCUGUGUGGAUGUGCAGGGCCGGCGCCACCUCUCGGCUACCCUGGUUCUGCGCUGGUUCCAGGCGCACCUACAGCGCUCCUUGGCUACCGUGCGCUACAGCCUGGAGGGUCGCUGUCGGGUCAGCCUGACUCCAGGUAGUCUGGAGCAGCCUCCCACGCUCCAUAUUCUUCCUUGCCGCACGGACUACGGCUGCUGUCGCCUUUCCAUGGCCGUGCGCCUCAUCCCCGCUGUCCAUCUGGGCGAUGGCGUCUUCCUUGUGGCACCACCUCCACCACCCUCGCCAAGCGGGGCCCUGUCCGAGCUCCCGGGUGGCCUGUGCACUGAGGCACUGUGGGGUGUGAAUACAGCACGCCAGGAGCAGAAACUGCUGGGCUGGCUUCAGGAACGGGCGCCUCCAGGUGCCUGCUACCUCAAGUGCCUGCAGCUGCUUAAGGCUCUUCGAGACCUGGGUGCCCGCGGGCUGGACCCAACGGCUGCUACCCAGUGGGAACGCAUCCUCUCCUCCUAUGUGCUCAAAACGGUGCUGCUGGCGGUGUUUCUGAACGAGGGCGGCCCAACGCACAGCUGGGACGAGGCACACCUGAGUGAGUGCUUGGAGAAGUUGGUGAAGUUCCUUAGGGACUGCCUGCUGCGCCGCCGAGACCUCUUCCACUGUGUCUUGGGCCCAGGUGGGGUGGCCGCUGAGGUGGGCCCUCUGCCCAAGGCGCUUCGCGAGGCGGCUCCAGUUGACCUCCUGGCACCUUUCGACCUGCGCGCCCGGGAGCUUGCAGCAGCGCGGUUGCUGUCCACCUGGCGAAGGUUGCCCCAGCUUCUCAGGGCCUACGGUGGCCCCCGAUACCUUGCCAGGUGCCCCACACCCCGAAGUCAACGCAUCCAGGGCUUCCCGGAAGAUGAGCCAUGAACCCUGAUUACACUCCACCUGACCAAAUGCCCCUUUCCACAGGAUGGGAGUGAGGGUGGCAGUUAAACUCGAGAUGAGCUGUAGAAAGUGUUGGGAAAUUUGGAGGAUAUCAAAGGCUUUGGUGGCUUAAAUGUUCUGCCCUAGGAUAGCUGUGGCAUCUUCAGCAGGCCCAUUAGAGUGUCCUGGGUGGUCUUAUACGCACAUCUUUCUGCCCCCAAAUUAUUAGAAGCAAUCAUGUUUGACAUACGUAUUUGUUAGAUACUACGUUCUCAGCUGUUUUUGGAGGAGUGUUGUGUGUUUAAUUAUGGAGCUGGAAUCCUGGACCUUGCAUAUGCUAGGUAGACACUCCACAACAGAGCUAUACAUCCUGGGCUCUUAGUUUUGUUUUUAAAGGGGAAGAAAAAAAUCCUUAUCCACAACUGGAACUGAAAUUCUAGUUCAGCUGUUAGUAUUCUAGAGUCAUAAUUUAGCCAUUCCCACGAGCAUUCAUGUAUUUUUAAUAGUGCAAAGACAAGUUUGUUAGCAAGAUUAAUGGAAUUGUCAUAAAUCAAUUGACCUGUGGUGGGGAACUGGUUAGAGACUUUCAGAGCAAGCAGCCUUUUAUGUCCAGGCAUUCUUUUGUUCAGUGGCGGUGGACCCAGCGGCUAUUCAAAGGAGGCUCCAUGCAGUUAUUGGAAAGACCAAAGCUCUGAAAAAGCAGCCAGCCGCCAUUCAACACUCCCCAGGCCACAGGUGGGGAUUUGCACUCGGCACAUGUUCAUUUGAGCUAGGCAGAAUGCAAAGAAAAAAGAUCCUUAAUUAAGGCAGGUCUGGUGAAAGUGUGAAACACAAGUCUUGAGAAAGAGCCUAAGGCUCCCUGUGAGCUGGACACAACCCGCCUUUGUUUCAGUGCUUCUGAGCAAAUGGCGCUGCAGGCCUGUUUUAGAGUUUAAGUACCUAUGAGGAAAAAACGCUUGGCAUGCUGCCUGGGAAGGAUUAGGCUUCAGUGAUGUCUUGUGUUGGGGUAGCCGUUGGAAGGUUCUUGAUUGCCUAGACAACCUUACCUAGUCUUGAAGGCCAGCUCUUGCUUCUGCUUAUGACCUAUAAAAUAGUAGCUUGCAGUAUGUGCUUAGAGACCUGUCACUUCUCCUCAGUUGGCACAGGAGGAAUGAGAGAGCUGGCUCUCUAGUGCUCUGCGUCUCCAGGCUGGGUGCCUCCCUCUUGCAGUUGGGAAGAGCCCAUUCUCCAGAGCCUCUCAUCCUCCCAACUUCCUGACAGCUCCGAAUGGCAGUUCAAGUUUAGGAUGUCCCACCUUCCUCUCUCCUAGUGGGAAAGGUGGCCAGCAAUAUAUUUAUGGAUUUUCUUUUUAAAUAGCAAAGAUCUGCUUCCUCAGACUCUUUAAAGAGAUGAUUUUUGCCUAAAAGUAGUCACAUGAAUAAGGCCAUUGUUAAUUUCUUAGCUAUCUGGAGGGAACUCUGCAAACCCCCUUUCUUUAGGGCACGGGGUUGGCAAUCAACAGUAAUAGAGUGUAGGGAACUUCUCAUUAGAGCUGUGCUGACUUCUUGUGUCCUUUGCAACUGUGGAUUGAAAGAGAAGCAGCUGUCUCAUUGAGUUGUUUGGGGGACCAUUCCUCUUGAUACCCCAAGGUCAUUCCUAAGAUCAUUCCUAGAUUUUUGAGGCCAAUAUUUGGUCAUUAGGUACGGCAUUGGAUGUAGGUAGGGGGUCAUUAUGUUAGCCUCUUGCAAGGAUAGAAACUGCACAGUGGGUUUUAAUUACUUUAAAAGUCAAUGUCAAGGGAAUAUUUUGUGUGUGUGUGUGUAUGUGUGUGCGUGUGCGCAUGGUUGUGUGUUGUGUGUGGGUCUGUUUUUCUGUGUGUAUACUACACACAUGAUUUCCAUACUCAGCCUGUUGAUUCCUCUGUAGUCAUUAAGUUACAAUAGGGGACAAUGAGGCAAUUUUCCAAGUAUUAGAUUCCUUUUUAAAAAAUAAUCUUGAUAAUAUUUUAAAGUAUAAAUCUGGUUAUUGUCAUAAAUAUGAAUAGCUUGUAUAAGUAUCUCCUAGGGUUUUUUUUCCGUUAUUUUUAUUUUUUUCUGGGUUAUUAAGCAAAGCUUCAUCCAUCCUCAAAGCUUUUAAAUUUUAUUAUUAUUAUUAUUAAAUUAAUGGGCAUUGUGUUUAUGAAUUAAAAAUAUUAAUGUUUUAUUUAAUGCCAUGCUGAACAGUUGUUCUCGAUAUGUGGCAACCAAAACUUAAGAGAUUUCGAUCAAUUUUGAUCAAUGUUUAGUGACCUGAAGCAUGUACUGUGUACAGAUGCAAUGGUAUGGCUGUUAUGGUGGCUGCCGAGGCCUUUGCAUUCAGCUUAGUUCUGCAUUUCAUUACAGCUACUGUCACGGCCUCCAAUUGGUGUGUACACAUUUUUGGUGUAUAUUUGGUACUGCAGAGUCAUAUAUGCCAAUAUUCUAACAUAGGAUGGCUCUACCAAAAAAUAAAGAGUUGUUUAGCCAGGGCCCAAAGAAACUGUUUUGAGGCAGAUGACUCAGCCCUUUGCAGUGACACUUCAGUGACUCCCACUGCCUGGCUCUGAGCCUUCCUGGAAUGUUCGUGGGCUGGGAGAAUCUGUGCUUUGCAAAACGAAGUUGGAGUGGAAAGAGAGGAAAGUUUGAGUGGAUACAAAUAUUCUCUGAGGAUUUGGGGAAGGGGACUUAAGAUGGAUGUGAAUGGAAGAAAUGGGAGGAAGGAGACAGGUAAAAAUCCCUGGGAGGGUGGGAGAGAGUUUUGGGUGAGGAAAUGUGUUUUUAGGUAUGUGCUAUUUCCAGCCAGGAGUCACAGACUCAGUAGCCUAGAGGCAGGGAACUAAAUAAGAGUAGGGAGUGUGGUGGGGGCUGUGACUACCUUAAAGAGGGCAGCCACAGCUCUGCUCUAGGUGGGAAAAGAAAAGGUGGGGCUAGGAAUUGGUAUUUCAAAUUAAAAUACUGAAGCUCGCUGGCUUUUGAUUUAAGGAGUAAUUUAAUGUCUAAAACCACCUAGCAGAACCUGAGGCCACCAGUGUUCGACCCCUUGCCUUACAGGUAGCCUUCCCCCCAAGUAUAUAUAUGUAAGGUUAUAUUCUUUGCCAGGGAGAUGAUGGUUUUAUAUAUAGGAGGGGGUGUGCUAGAUCAUUUCUACUUCAUCUCUCAGAGUUAAGCUUUAUUAUGGGAAUAACAACAGAAAAAACUAACACGACCACAGAUAACAUUUAUCCCCAGUUUCUGGUAGGGCUCCCGUGCAAGCCUGGCUCUCCAGUGAGAACCACUGAAACACGUGGGGCUAUUUCUGGUUUCUCUUUGCUGGUGAUUUGGGGUCAACUACUUGGCCUGGCUGGAGCUUGCAGGUGAGUAAUAAGGUUCAGCUGCAGAGUAAGUUCUUUGUAUUUGGUUCUCAUAUGAAACUAGUUUUCUUCUGGUUGUUGUCCAUGGUAAUCCAGCCUGGGACUUCACAAUGUUGUCUGAAGGUAUUAAAUACCAGCAAAACAAAACAAAACAAAAAACCACAAAAAACAGCCAGUGUUCCAUCUUUGGACCAAUUCCAUGGCAUUAUACUAUUCCCACCUCCAAGAACACUGGCGGACUUCACUUCCAGCAUCUCUAACCCUUUCUGACUCAGUGUCUCCCACCAAAAUUAUCACCAGCUGAAGCUUGCUUCCAAAGUGUCUUUUGUCACCUCCCAGUCAUGUUUUCCACAGAAUGGGCUUCCUGGCUUUGACCUUGAUGAAGAGGUUUUUCCCAUGUCUACACAAAGAAAACUUCUCCCACAUUUCUGACAUCCCUCAUGAGGGAAACUGGUUCAGUGUUACCGCUGUGGUGUGUUAGUUUUUUCUUCUUUAAUUGCUUGUCUGCAACACAUCUAUUUUUUUAUGGCACAUGGGGUGGGAAUAAUGCUAGUGGAAGUCAAGAGAGGGUGGCAAAUUCCAGAUCAUGUACACAGAGAAAAUAGAGUAAGAACUGCAGCUAACUUAUAUGGAAUCUGGUUUUGGAAAUAUUGGAUAUUCAGGAAUAUUUUAGCACCUUUUGGGGAAAAAAGGUUGCCUUGUCUUAGUCAGUUGACUUGAAGCAUUCCAGCGUUGGCUGUUUUUAAUGUGCCUUCUGACCCCAAACACUGGGAUACAGUUUGAGGGUCUCAGUUACAGCCUGUUUGUUCCAAUAAACGAGACCAAAGAGUUAAUCAGACCUGGUUGGCUGCUAUCACAACUGUGUGAUUAAGGAUGUCUUAUCACACAGUUUCCAUGGCCCCAGUGGUCAAGCCUGUCACUCUCAUCUUCAUUUGAAGUUGGAGUAAAUUUGCACUUUUGGAUCCUGUGGGUCACUAGGGGAUCUAGCUCUUUCCAUUUUGCUGUAUCAAUAAAGGAACUUGGGGAAACCUC
Messenger RNA from Mesocricetus auratus (golden hamster), 5983 nucleotides. RefSeq names its product ITPRIP like 2 (gene Itpripl2). NCBI's taxonomy places the organism in Eukaryota, Metazoa, Chordata, Mammalia, Rodentia, Cricetidae. The record is from RefSeq and is a predicted model, not a curated record.